This is a messenger RNA of Penicillium malachiteum, 936 nucleotides long. Its product is annotated as phosphoglycerate dehydrogenase. The transcript has a single exon. Lineage: Eukaryota; Fungi; Ascomycota; Eurotiomycetes; Eurotiales; Aspergillaceae. The record is from RefSeq and is a predicted model, not a curated record. Gene Ontology annotation, molecular function: NAD binding. Bases 1 to 936 code for a protein of 311 amino acids.
AUGAAACUCCUAUACCCCACCUCCGUCAAGCUCGACGUACAGAGCCUCCAAGGCUUCUCAGUCUCUCUCCACCCUUACGACGUCAAGACACCUAUUCCAGAGGAUCUCAUUGACGCUGAAAUCCUAGUUACCUGGGCCAAUGCCGGCGAUAACCUGAAAGAUGCCGCACAGCGCAUGAAGAACGUGAAGUGGAUCCAGUCCCUUGCCGCAGGCCCGAACGAUGUCUUCGCCGCAGGAUUCGACCGCUCCAAAGUUAUCGUCACCACAGGUGUCGGCCUCCACGAUGGUCCUGUCGCCGAACACGCCCUCGGUCUACUUUUGAGCGGCGCGCGUCGAUUCCACGAAAUGCGCGACUACCAGCUACAAUCUAAGUGGCCUGGUCACCUGGGCGGAUCUUUCCCUCGAAGCGAUUUCACGACUCUACGUAACUCACGUGUCCUUAUCUGGGGGUUUGGUAGCAUUGCGAAGAAGCUUGCGCCUUACUUGACUGGACUUGGUGCUGAAGUUAAGGGUAUUGCUCGUAGCCAUGGUGUGCGCAAUGGUGUGGAGGUUUUCGGGGAAGAUAAGCUUUCCGAGUUGUUACCCGAGACCGAUGCGCUGGUUAUGAUUCUGCCUGGAUCCGAGUCCACGAACAAUGCUUUGAAUGCUGAGCGCAUCAAGUUGCUGCCAAAGCAUGCUUGGCUUGUCAAUGUUGGUCGCGGAACUUCGGUUGAUGAGGAUGCAUUGGCGGAUGCUUUGGAGAAGGGUGAGCUUGCGGGUGCUGCGCUCGAUGUGUUUAAGACUGAGCCGCUUCCUGAGUCGAGUCGUUUGUGGAAGACUCCUAACCUUAUUGUGUCGCCUCAUGCUGCUGGUGGAAGACCUGAGGGGUGCACUGAGCUGAUUGCGGAUAAUCUGCGUCGCUACUUGGCUGGCCAGCAGCUGAAGAAUGUUAUCUGA